This is a messenger RNA of Salvia splendens (bonfire salvia), 821 nucleotides long. Its product is annotated as plasma membrane-associated cation-binding protein 1. Gene Ontology annotation, cellular component: plasma membrane. The transcript is spliced from 4 exons. NCBI's taxonomy places the organism in Eukaryota, Viridiplantae, Streptophyta, Magnoliopsida, Lamiales, Lamiaceae. Bases 163 to 741 code for a protein of 192 amino acids. The record is from RefSeq and is a predicted model, not a curated record.
GUAUUUCUUUGCACCUUUCAUUCUCAUCCCUACGCCUCAUACCUGCAGCUUAUUAGUUAACAAGGUUUUCUUCUUGAAAUCACUUCUCUUAAUAUAAACAUUACGUACUUAUAUUUGUGAUAAUUACUCAAGUGGAGUAUUUGAUUUGUACUCCUACUUAAGAUGGUAAACUACUGGAAAUCCAAGGUUCUGCCCAAGAUCAAGAAAGUCUUUGAGAACCCAAAAAAGGCAGCUGCUCUUGAAGCUUGCAAGGCCUUCGAUGAAUCUAAGGAGCAAUAUUCGAAAGAGUGUGAAGAGAAAAAGACAGAUCUUGAGCCCAAAGUUACCGAAAUCUAUCAAGCUUCAUCUACUGAGAUUAAGGCUUUGAUCAAGGAACCAACGGAUGCAGCUGUGAAAAAGCACUCCGCAGCAGUCCAGAAAUUCCUCGACGAGCUUGCUAAGAUCGAUUUUCCGGGUUCAAAAUCAGUGAGCGAAGCAGCUAGUAAAGUUGGACCAGCAUACGUGUCUGGUCCGGUUCUGUUUGUGUUCGAGAAGGUCUCCACUUUCAUACCUGCCCUUGUUGAAGAGGAGAAGAAGAAAGAGGAGGAGAAGAAAGAGGAGGCUGUCCCGCCACCGGCUGAGGCUGAGGCUGAGAGUUCCAAAGAGGAGGUUAAAGAGAAGGAGAUCGCUGUGGAGGCGGCUGUUGAGGAGAAACUCGAGGAUGCGCCGCCAGCACCAGCAGCAGACCCUCCUAAGCCUUGAAGGCUGAAGCCCUCUCUCUCCCCUCAUAUUUGCCACCAAUAUGUUUGUAAUUGUAUAUGUGAUUGAUUUCUUAUUCUUUA